Molecule: messenger RNA, 1808 nt
Organism: Harpegnathos saltator (Jerdon's jumping ant)
Lineage: Eukaryota; Metazoa; Arthropoda; Insecta; Hymenoptera; Formicidae
Gene: vermilion
Product: Tryptophan 2,3-dioxygenase vermilion
Exons: 7
Coding region: 271-1539 (422 amino acids)
Molecular function (GO): metal ion binding; heme binding; L-tryptophan 2,3-dioxygenase activity
Source: RefSeq, a predicted model, not a curated record
GGCAGCACGCGUCGCGCGUGUGGUCAUCGCACGCGAGUACAGUCGUUCCACGAGUUGCGAUUCGACAAAGAAUCUCGACGUGUCGAUCCGUCGAGAUCGAAUCCUCCGCCAUCACGCGCCGUCUGUAACUUCAACUCAACCCUUCAACCGACGGAUCAUCGACGACUCGGUCGAUCGCUCGAUUUGUACUAGGCGAAAGGGUCACUGAAGAUCUCGGACUGUUACCAAUUUAUUCCUCGCACCAAAGUAAGGAGUCGUACGUUUCAAGCUAUGGCUUGCCCAGUAUCAGGCGGAAUCGCAGAGAAGCACGGUCAGAACGAGGAGCAGAUGAUGACAGGACCGGGAUUGCUUUACGGAGAGUAUCUGCGCCUGGACAAGAUCCUGUCCGCGCAGAGGCUCCUCAGCGCCGAGUACAGCAACGAGGUUCACGACGAGCAUCUCUUCAUCGUCACCCACCAAGCCUACGAGCUCUGGUUCAAACAGAUUAUUUUCGAGCUGGACUCCGUCCGGGCGCUCUUCAGCUCCGAAAACAGUGCAACGUGCAACGGCUCUUCCAACGACCACUCGGCCAAGCGGGAUAACGGGGUCUCUCACGUUUUGAACGAGUCGAAAACAUUGGAGAUCCUCAAGCGACUAAAUCGCAUCGUACUCAUUCUGAAACUGUUGGUGGAUCAAGUGACGAUCCUGGAAACGAUGACGCCGCUGGACUUCAUGGCGUUUCGGGACUACCUGUGCCCGGCUUCGGGCUUCCAGUCGCUGCAAUUCCGCCUGCUGGAGAAUAAGCUGGGCGUGAAGCAGGAGCACAGGGUGAAAUAUAAUCAGAGUUACAUGAGGGUCUUCGGCAGGGAUCCCGCGGCGAUCGAGGCGAUCAAGCGGUCCGAGGAAGAGUACAGUCUCAGUGGUCUGGUGCAGAGAUGGUUGAGCAGAACGCCGGGCCUCGAGACCGACGACUUUGACUUCUGGGGAAAGUACAAACGCUCGGUGGAGACGAUGCUGGCCGAGCAGGAGCAAGCCGCACACAAAGCGCCUACGGAGCCAGAGGUCAGGGAGCACCUGCUGGCCAACGUCAGCUCGAGGCGAGCUGUUUUCGAAACCAUCAUGAGCGAGUCCCUGCACAACGCCCUUGUGUCGCGCGGCGAGCGUAGAUUUUCGCACGGCGCUCUUCAGGGAGCGAUUAUGAUCACCCUGUACCGGGACGAGCCGCGAUUCAGCCAGCCGCACCAGAUCCUCAUGGCGUUGAUGGACAUCGAUUCUCUGAUCACGAAGUGGAGAUAUAAUCACGUUAUCAUGGUACAAAGGAUGAUCGGGUCUCAGCAGCUCGGCACCGGCGGCUCCUCCGGCUAUCAAUAUUUAAAAUCGACGCUAAGUGAUCGAUACAAGGUCUUUCUGGAUCUGUUCAACUUGUCGACCUUCCUGAUACCGCGCCACAUGAUCCCGUCACUGACGAAGCAGAUGAAGACGAAACUGUCGAUCGCCUCGAACGGCUGGAGCGCGGACGAUAGUCAAGAUAAUCCGGCAAACUCUCCGGGCAGCUCCUGAACCGAACACCUCGACGCCAGUACUCUAACCAUCGUACUAACCACGACAAAUCUCACAAAAGCGCAACUGACGAUUCUUAUCCCCGUAACGCAUCGAGCAGUCCAAGUAGGGGCGUAGAUUCGCAUAAUCUUAACGCGAGGCGAGUGUUUUAACGUCAAGCUUAAUAACGUCAAAGUAGCCGGUCGAGUAACGCUAGUAACGGCUCGAGAAGGAAAAUGACAAUUAACAGUAUGAAGGAUACAUGACAUUAUAUUAGCAUACACGUUUAA